ACAGCUGUUCGCUUGUGAUGAUGCCCGCUAUCGGAGAUUCUGGACAAUUAUUGAACACAUUGUUGGUGGAAAUAUUUUGAUUUUGAACAAAAUGUGUUAUCUGUGCACACAGUGCACGGAUGAUGCCAUUGGCAAUAUUCAGUUUGGUUCCACCGAAGCUCAAAUUCUGCAAAUGAAUGAAAUCAUCGAAAAGCACUUUUGGCUACAGACUAAAGACGCCAGCGGACACGUGUGUGGCGCUUGCUGGGAUCAAUUGUUUGCCUUUCAUAACUUCUAUGAAAGCGUUGAGCAGGCACACAAGCAACUAGCCGCAAAUGUCGCCAAAGAAAGUGAAAACACAACAAACACAGCUGCUCUUUUGCUGCCACGCGAUGUUAUUAAGCAAGAGACUGUUCCUCCAGAGAGUGUGGCGGCAGCUGUGAAGCGGCGACGUGGGCGUCCACGGAAGCAAUUGCCGCCAGAAGAAGCAACAUGUAUUGACAGCAGCGAAUUUAAAGCCGUUUUGGAGCAAAUCAAUCUCAAUGAAAUCAAAAUUGAGUUUCCCGAGGCGGAUUUAAGCAUAGCCGAUGUGCUAGAGGAGCAAGAUCAAGAUGAUGAUGAGGAGGAGCACACCAUGUCAGACUAUCUGCAGCAGAGUGUGGGCGGCGAGAGCGAAACUCUGGAGGUGGCCGUCAAGCCCAAACCGAAAACGAAAACAGUACGGAAGACAAAGACGAAGAAACGACGCUGUGCCAAGAAACUGAAGGUGAUUAAACAACCGAAAAAGCUGCCUAGCGACAGUGUGCACAACAUGGCCAAAUCGAAAGAAUUCAAUGACUAUAUACGCGAUCACUACAAAGUCAUCUGUCCAAUCUGCAAUGGUGCCAUGGAGGACUUCACUGAGCUCUUAGUUCACACACGCAAGGAACACAAUCAGCGUGGCUAUGCGUUGUGCUGCAAUCGCAAGUUCUGGAAGCGCGGCGUGCUUGUGGAUCAUCUGCGUCGGCAUCAGGACCCCGAACUUUUCAAGUGUCACAUUUGCCAGCGUGUGAUGGGCCAUCGACGCAGCCUGGAGCUGCACAUGCGCAUGCAUGAGAUCAAACAGCGUGGACGUCUCUAUCAGUGCGAGCAAUGCUCAAAGAAAUUCUACAGCGCAGUGGUCUGCGAACGCCACAAGCUGACACACAUUCCCAAGGAGCAGUGGCUGGUUAACUGCACCAGCUGCAGCAAGACCUUCCCCAAUGAAUAUCUGAUGCAGCAGCAUGUGAAGCUGGUGCAUUUGCGCAAGUUUGACAAGAUUUGCGAUGUGUGCGGCAAGUCGGUACGAGGUCGUGAGGCUCUCGUGCGUCACAUGGAGGAGCACACGGGUGUGCCGCAAAAGGUCAUCAAGUGUGAUCUCUGCGAAUCAACGCUGACCACCAAAUACGGGCUAGCACGGCAUAUAAAAAUGAUGCACACAGCGGAGAAUCUGCAGCCCAUACAAUGCGAGUACUGCCUAAAAGUUUCACCCAGUUUGCAGGCGCAUCAGCAUCACAUCAAGUACACACACAACACGGCACGUUCGCAUCAAUGCCCCAUGUGCGAGAAAGCCUUUAAGCGGCCCAAUGAGUUGCGUGAGCAUAUGACGACGCAUACAGGCGAAGUUCUGUAUACCUGUCCGCACUGCCCAAAGACCUUCAAUUCGAAUGCCAACAUGCAUGCGCACCGCAAGAAGAUGCACUUCAAAGAGUGGCAGGAGUAUCAUCAUCAGCAUCAGGCGCGACAUCGUAACUCCGAUACCAUUAUCUCGGUCAGCGUGCGCAAGACAACCGAGCGCACCAAGGAGGCAGCCGCUGAGGCGUCGGUUGUCGUUGUUGGCGACAUUGUCGCUCUGUCGUCGGAGUGUUGAUCCAAGUGCCCUUUUUUGUAAUCAAUCGAACAACAUUGAAAAUGUGCCCACUUUUCGGGGGCGUAAUCAGAGAGUGUAUAAAGUUUAAAAAACAAUUUGUAGCUGCGAUUUUUAAUUGAAAAGCGAAGCGUUUAAUGGAAAACGAUUUCAAAACCGGUUACAGCUGGUUCCUUCAGACAGCCAGCUCAUUUCGAACUGGUAUAAGACAACAGAGCUCUCUGGGUACGCGUUAUCAACAACACAUUAAGGUCGAAGCUGCGUGGUUACGUUAUGUCGUUGAAUACAUAUAGAGCAUGGUUCAGUAUUCCGGAGCAAAUAAAUUAAG
Molecule: messenger RNA, 2192 nt
Organism: Drosophila nasuta
Lineage: Eukaryota; Metazoa; Arthropoda; Insecta; Diptera; Drosophilidae
Product: transcription factor grauzone
Exons: 4
Coding region: 92-1867 (591 amino acids)
Biological process (GO): regulation of transcription by RNA polymerase II
Cellular component (GO): nucleus
Molecular function (GO): zinc ion binding; RNA polymerase II cis-regulatory region sequence-specific DNA binding; DNA-binding transcription activator activity, RNA polymerase II-specific
Source: RefSeq, a predicted model, not a curated record